AUGCAAUUCACAUACCUCGUCCAGGCCCUGUUCGUCGUCGUCGCCGUAGCUGCGCCAGCUCCUCGAGGCGGUGACAUUCCCGCUGGCAUCUUCCCAUCUGGUGCAUGGCCAACCGGUGGCCUAGGCCCUACUGGCACAAACAUUGCCUGGCGAACCAGCACCGGCAUUCCCUACCCACCCGGCACCGGCAUGCACUAUCCAACUGGCACCAGCAGUGGCCUAGGCCCUACAAACAUUGCCUGGCCAACCGGCACCGGCAUUCCCUACCCACCCGGCACCGGCAUGCACUAUCCAACUGGCACCAGCAGUGGCCAAGGCCCUACUGGCGCAAACAUUGCCUGGCCAACCGGCACCGGCAUUCCCUAUCCAACCGGCACCGGCAGUGGCCACGACCACCAAACCAGUAUUCCCUAUCCAACUGGCACCGGCAGUGGCCACGACCACCAAACCACCACCCAGACCCGCUUCCUAACCCGCACCAUCACCCGCACCCGCACUGGUGAGGCUGAGGCCACUGGCUCGCCUACUUCGCCAUGA
Molecule: messenger RNA, 537 nt
Organism: Pseudogymnoascus verrucosus
Lineage: Eukaryota; Fungi; Ascomycota; Leotiomycetes; Thelebolales; Thelebolaceae
Exons: 2
Coding region: 1-537 (178 amino acids)
Source: RefSeq, a predicted model, not a curated record